Mugil cephalus (flathead mullet) is the source of this 1943-nucleotide messenger RNA. It is a transcript of the gene prmt2, whose product is annotated as protein arginine methyltransferase 2. Gene Ontology annotation, molecular function: protein-arginine N-methyltransferase activity; protein binding. Bases 158 to 1420 code for a protein of 420 amino acids. Lineage: Eukaryota; Metazoa; Chordata; Actinopteri; Mugiliformes; Mugilidae. Gene Ontology annotation, cellular component: nucleus. The record is from RefSeq and is a predicted model, not a curated record. The transcript has 9 exons. Gene Ontology annotation, biological process: peptidyl-arginine methylation.
CACAAGCCAGCUGGAGAGAGAGUUUUGCCGCUCGUUUCCCUCCAGUAAGCUCCCCCUUUUUUAAACUCACAGACUCAAGUUAUAGUUCUUGAAGUCUCUUCACUUCUUUCUCGGAGGGACACCGACUGCAGACGUGGCGGCAGAACAGUCGUCAGACAUGCAGACAGAGCUGGAGGACGAGGAUGAUGCGUCCCGUGAUGGGGAGUACGUUGCCCUGUCAGAUUUUACUGGAAGCGGCGGCGACCAGCUUAGUUUUAAAUCUGGAGACAAACUACUCGUACGUGCCAAGCCAUCGCCAGAGUGGUGGUGGGCAGAACUGCGGGGGGUUAUUGGUUAUGUUCCUGCCAGUUAUCUGCGCCUGGAGGAGGUGGUGGAGGAGGAGGACACCUCACUGGAAGAUCCAUGGCAGGAUGAAGAAUACUACGGCAGUUAUGGGACACUGAGGCUUCACCUGGAGAUGCUGUCAGACGCGAGUCGCACUGAGACGUACCGGCAGGUUAUUCUCAGCAACAGUGCUGCCCUGAGGAAUAAAGUGGUGAUGGACCUCGGCUGUGGGACCGGCAUCAUCAGCCUUUUCUGUGCUCAGCUGGCACAGCCCUCAGUGGUGUAUGCUGUGGAGGCCAGCUCUAUGGCAGAGUACACCAGACAGCUGGUGAAGCAGAACAGCUAUGAGGAGGUGGUCACUGUGGUCCAGGGCCGAGCUGAGGAGGUCGAGCUGCCGGAGCAGGUGGACGUCCUGGUGUCUGAGUGGAUGGGGAACUGCCUCCUGUUUGAGUUCAUGGUAGAGUCCGUCCUGCUGGCCAGGGACCGCUGGCUCAGAGAUGGCGGCGUGAUGUGGCCCUCCUCCGCAGCCCUCACCCUGGUGCCUUGUCAGGCAGACAGCUAUUACUCAGAGAAGAUGGCCUUCUGGGAGCGGCCCUAUGGCCUAGACUUCACCCCUCUUCAGCCUUUGGCACAGCAGGAGUUCUUCACCAAACCCAAGUUCAGUCACCUCAUUGAGCCGGACGACUGCCUGACUUCUCCCUGUGACGUCAUCUACCUGGACAUGUACACUUUGCAAGUCACAGACCUGGAGGAAAUGAAGGGCGAGUUUCGCUUUUGCGUGGACAAGUCUGGUGUUUUUCAUGGAUUCACCGCCUGGUUCACUGUUCACUUUGAGAGCCUGGAGGCAGGAGGUGCAGCCGUGGAGCUAAACACAGGACCCAACUCUGAUCCAACACACUGGAAGCAGACUCUGUUCAUGCUAGACAGGCCGGUCAGUGUCUAUGCCGGAGACUCCAUCAGUGGAACCAUCGUCCUGCACAGGAACCCCGUCUGGAGACGCCACAUGACCGUUACCCUGCACUGGAAUAUUAACAGCAGCACGGAAGAUACAGACAACUGCCAGGUUGGGACAAAGAGUUUCCCCAUGUGGAGGUGACAGUCUCCCAAUCAUUAGAUCCACAGGAAACCAGUCUAAUGCUUCCUCUGUGCAGCAGUGAGCUUUUGUUGACCGGGAAUGAAACAUGAAUAUGACGGUCGAAGGAGAGUCGCCUAGUAUGGACGUGUGGGAGUCUCUUGGUACACCUGAUGGCUACGGGCCCAGGUGAUGCACCGUAACAUGCUACAAGAGCAUGUUCACAGAGGAGAACCCACCUACUCUGACUUAACUUUACUCACAGGGAUCAUUUGUUUAAGCCAGUGUUGAAGAUGACUGACAAUGCUAACAUCAAACUAUUGUUCACUGAUGUGUUUUCACUCCUGGGGUCCAACUGAAGCGACGAUGAGAACGCCAGAACAUGUUUUUAGCUUUAUUUUAAUGUGCAUAUUGUUCAACAAUAAGCAUUUUAAGUACAUCCUUAUUUGUACAUACAUGCCAACAGGCUUGUAUCCAUUUAGGAAAACAACAGCUUAAUCAUGAUUUAAAAUGGUUUCAGAUAUUAAACUUUUUUUUUUAACACUGA